GUUGGUUUUCUCUUCCACAGACUUGUGCAAUGAUUAUGUAACUUUUUUUUGGCUAAAAUUUGGAUGAUUAUGUUACUUCACAGUUAAACUAAUCUUUAUUUUGUUUGAACAAUGUUUUUGCCAAUUAAAUUUAUUUAUCUAGCAAAUAAGUUCAUCAACACCUUAACUGGGGUUUAUAAGGAUGUGUUGACGUUUAAUAUGUCAGUAGUGAAAAAAACAUAAUACUGGAAAAAAUUCCAUGCUAUUUAUACAAAACCUUGUUCGAACACAUAUGGUAAUAAUUAACGAAGAGUUUAUGUAGUUAAUAACAUCGAGUUUCGAUUAGUAAUUUGAACUUGAGUUAAGAACUAACCAGUUAAGGUGUGUAAAUUGUAAGCCUUAUUCUUCAAAUAUUUUGUUUAUUAGAAGUAUUGUAUGACUUUUCACGUACGUACAUAUGACUUUUUUUUUUGUUUAUCAUUGUGCGUGCCGCGUGGAUCUCUUUUUCAAUGCGUUUACAUCAAAUUUAAACUCUGGAUGCGAUUGUGAAUAACCACUACAAAUAUACAUAUUAUUAUUUUUUUUGGUAAAAAUGUAAAGAUUAUUAUUACCAAUUUUUGGUAAAAAUGUAAAUAUACAUAUUCUUGUAAAUGCUUUUUGGCUAAACCAGACACUACGAACCAAGUGUUUGUGUUUCUCCAUAUCUUUUAAAUUAAAUAAAAAGGAAAAAUCCGACAUGGCAACAAAGAAAGAUGGCUAAAAUCUUUUAAGCAGCACUAGAACGGGGGAAUCUAAAAGAGCGUGAAAAGGAUCCUUUAUAGUGGCCACAGCAUUUGUGGCUCUUAAAACUUAACAAGUCUCUCUCUGACUCUCCCCCUCUCUCUCUCUCUCUUCUAUGCACUAUCGUCAUUCAUACCAACCAAGCUCAGCCCCUUGUAUUCUCUCCUUUUUCUCUGAUCUAAUAAAAAAACGAGUAAACAAUAAUUUUUAGAGGAAUUGGUUUAAUUGUUAAGUUGGAAAAUUAGUAUGUCGAAAUCUAAAGAUACGGAGAUAAAAUUGUUUGGGACGACAAUUACAUCUCUUUUAGCUGUGGAUCAUCAUGAUCCGUCGUCGUUAUCUUCUAUUCACGGUGUGUCCUAUCAGAGCAAGGAGCCUUCUUCAUCUUCCUCAUCCUCUUGUUGUCCUUCGACCGGACCAAACAUGGUUCUGGCUAAUAACCAUGAGCACGGCAAUAGCAGAUUCAAAGGUCCUUGCAUAUUAUCCGAUCUUAACGAACCGCCAAGAGCAGCUUUUGAGAUUUCAUCACCAACAAGCUCAAAGACCAACGGGGAUCAACAGAGCGAGAUCACAACAACAACAACAAGUACAUCAGAAGAUAAACCAACUACUCUCAAGAAACCGGACAAGCUUCUUCCGUGUCCGAGAUGCGAAAGCGCAAACACCAAGUUCUGUUACUACAACAACUACAACGUGAGCCAGCCGCGUCACUUCUGCAGGAACUGUCAGAGGUACUGGACAGCUGGUGGAUCCAUGAGAAACGUCCCCGUUGGAUCAGGCCGCCGCAAGAACAAAGGGUGGCCUUGUUCAAACCAUUACUUGAAGGUCACGUCUGAGGAUUAUGAGAACAACAAUAACUCGGGAACGAUCCUCAGUUUUGGUUCUUCAGAGUCUUCGGUUACAGAGACUGUUAAGCAUCAAGAAAACAAAACCCACCAAGAGUUUCUUGCUUCCCAAGUAAUGUUACCUAAUAAUACUUCUCCUUGGCCUUACCAAUGGAGUCCAACGGGUCCUAAUACUAGUUUCUACCCUAUCCCUUUCUAUUGGGGCUGCACGGUUCCUAUAUGGCCUAUCUCAGAGACUUCACCAUGUUUAGGGAAACGAGCAAGGGAUCAAACUGAAGUAGAAACCAAAAAUACUACUCUUAGAACUAGUGAAGCUACUAAGAACGUGGUGUACCCUGAGUUACCAACAAAGCCUGAGAAGAAUACGGAAGGAGGAUUAAGUUUGUUCAAUAGAUUUGAAACAAAGGGUAGCAACAGAAGAAGCUUGGUCCCUGAAACGUCUAUCAAUCUACAAGAAAACCCUGCAGCGAUGUCUAGAUCUAUGAACUUCAGGGAGAGCAUGCAGCAAUAAUAAAACACUGAUCUAGUAUAUAUAUAUACAAAUUACUCUUGCAGUGAGAUAUUUGAAUAAGCUAAUUGUUACCUUGUGAAAGAAGGCAAAAGUAGUGUAGAUAUUUUGCUUUUGGAACUAUGUAUUAUUUGUACACAAGUAGAAAUAUUUUUGAGAGUUGAUAUUUUAUCUCCAUUGUGUGAUGAACUUGCAACCUAUAUAAUAAGCUUCUUGAUUAA
Molecule: messenger RNA, 2330 nt
Organism: Brassica rapa (field mustard)
Lineage: Eukaryota; Viridiplantae; Streptophyta; Magnoliopsida; Brassicales; Brassicaceae
Product: cyclic dof factor 5
Biological process (GO): regulation of DNA-templated transcription
Molecular function (GO): DNA binding; DNA-binding transcription factor activity
Source: RefSeq, a predicted model, not a curated record